Magnolia sinica is the source of this 2539-nucleotide messenger RNA. RefSeq lists its product as uncharacterized. The record is from RefSeq and is a predicted model, not a curated record. The transcript has 10 exons. Gene Ontology annotation, molecular function: protein binding. Lineage: Eukaryota; Viridiplantae; Streptophyta; Magnoliopsida; Magnoliales; Magnoliaceae. Bases 286 to 1623 code for a protein of 445 amino acids.
UUAUAAAAACCAUAUCGUCUUUUCUCUUUCCCUUUCAUUUCUUCGGUCGGGGCAUUGAGAGAGAGAGAGAGACCCCUUCCCCAAUUUCCAAAAAUCGAUACAUAAAAUUCACGAUUCUCGUCCGAAAACCGGUCGAUUCUACAUCGAUAUACCCGAUUCAGAUCCCUCGCAGAUGCAGAUCUGAAGAAAACGACGAGGGCCGUACAAUCCGUUCGCCGAACUUCGUCUCCUGUCCAAUAAUAAAAAGAAGGCAAGAAAAAGAGGUAUAUACUUGUGGAGUAGAAUAUGUCCCAGAACCAAGAGGAUGACAUCGACUACAUGGCAGAUGAUUACGAAAUGGCAGAUGCAGAUGAUGACAUGGAUGAAGAGUUCCGUGGUAGAGGGAUGGGUGACUCGGAGUCCGAUGACGAUGAAUAUGAUCACCUGGAUAAUAAGAUAACUGAUACUUCCUCAGCACAAGCUAGGAGAGGCAAGGAUAUCCAAGGGAUUCCAUGGGAGAGGCUAAGCAUCACAAGGGAGAAAUACAGACAGACCAGGCUAGAACAAUACAAGAAUUACGAGAACAUCCCUCAAUCUGGAGAGGGAUCAGAGAAGGAAUGCAAACCAACAAAGAAAGGUGGCAUGUAUUAUGAGUUUCGGCGCAAUACUCGAUCUGUGAAGUCUACAAUUCUUCAUUUCCAGUUGAGGAAUUUGGUCUGGGCUACAUCAAAACACGAUGUGUAUCUCAUGUCGCACUUUUCUGUCAUUCAUUGGUCCACAAUUACUUGCAACAAGUCGGAAGUUCUCAAUGUUUCAGGACAUGUUGCACCACGCGAGAAACACCCGGGAAGUCUAUUAGAAGGAUUCACUCAGACCCAAGUUAGUACAUUGGCUGUCAAGGACAAGUUACUUGUGGCUGGUGGAUUUCAAGGCGAGCUUAUUUGUAAGUAUUUGGAUCGACCUGGAGUCAGUUUCUGCUCCAGGACAACUUAUGAUGAUAAUGCAAUCACAAAUGCUGUUGAGAUUUAUAACAGUUCGAGUGGAGCUGUUCACUUCAUGGCCUCAAAUAACGACUGUGGAGUUAGAGAUUUUGACAUGGAGAAGUUUCAGCUUUCUAAGCAUUUCCGCUUUACUUGGCCAGUAAAUCAUACCUCAUUGAGCCCUGAUGGCAAGCUGCUUGUCAUAGUUGGAGACAACCCUGAGGGGUUGCUUGUGGACUCUAAUACUGGAAAGACCAUCACAUCUAUGUGCGGUCACUUGGACUAUUCGUUUGCAUCAGCAUGGCACCCUGAUGGCCGCACCUUUGCCACUGGAAACCAGGACAAGACCUGCCGGAUCUGGGAUGCCCGUAACCUCUCCAAGUCAGUCACAGUCCUCAAGGGCAACCUUGGGGCCAUCCGCUCUAUACGUUUCACAUCUGACGGCCAGUUCAUGGCAAUGGCAGAGCCUGCAGACUUCGUGCAUGUCUACGAUGCAAGGAACGGGUAUGAAAGGCAGCAGGAAAUCGAUUUCUUUGGUGAGAUAUCAGGCAUGUCCUUCAGCCCUGACACGGAGUCCCUCUUCAUUGGUGUUUGGGACCGCACAUAUGGUAGUCUCCUCCAGUACAGCCGGAGCCGGAACUUUUCAUACCUCAACUCUUUCUAGUUUGAAGAGGACCCCUCUGGCUGCUUGCGAGAGUAGCCAUCCGGAUCUUACCCUUCCAUGUGUGCCAAUGUGGCGUGUGCAAGAGAUUGGGGCUGUUUGUCUGUUGGGUUGUGCAGUGUAUGUUGUUGUGGCCCAAAGCUUGUGCAGUAGUCAUCAGGUGGACCGCACAUGGACCAUUUGUUAAUUUUAUUUUCAACUUCCCAUUUAUGUGUCAUUCAUAUGAUGACAGGAGCAGCCCGAUAUUUCAGCCACACCACAUGCUGUGGGGGCUAACCCGAUGGACAGCCCCGGUCUUGCUCGUGUGCUAUGGCAGCACAUACAGGCAGAGUAGGAUUCUAACAGCACCACUCUUGUUGAGGUAAUCCUGCUGUGACGUGGUAUGGCUCCCCAUCGCUUAGCAUCCAAUCUCCAUUCUGAGUCCGCAGUGUUCGGUGCAACAUGCCUCAUGUUAGAAGUGUAGAAGGAUGGGAAAAAAAAGAAGGAAAAAUGUUGUAAGCGGGCCAUCUGUUUUCUUUCUCAAUAAUGUUGGAUAUUCACUACUGCUGUCGGGUAUGCUGAUAUUAGGGCUUGUAUAAAAGGAGGGGAUGAUGAUGUACAGAGAGGGUAGGGGAAAAAAAAUGCAUUGAUGAGGUGAAAGAAAGAAAUUUCAAAAAUGGGGUUCCUUCUCACAGUGCAUGGACUUUGCAGACUUGAUCUUUUGUGGGAUAGUUUGUUUCUUUAAUCUUAUUACACAACUGAUUGUUGUGUGUUGUUUCUUUUCUGUAGUUUCCUUUGUUCCUUUUGGUAAUCGUUGUUGGGAGCUGUUGUGAAUUUUACGUUCUCACUCAAAUGUCUCCCAAACUUAAAAUUGAUAUUUUGUAUCGGCUUGAUUUUUGAGGAAUACCAUUUUUAUAGUGAAUGAUCAACUUUGGGCUCA